Messenger RNA from Emiliania huxleyi CCMP1516, 1026 nucleotides. RefSeq lists its product as hypothetical. The record is from RefSeq and is a predicted model, not a curated record. The coding region runs from base 1 to 1026 and encodes 341 amino acids. The transcript has 4 exons. Lineage: Eukaryota; Haptophyta; Isochrysidales; Noelaerhabdaceae. Gene Ontology annotation, cellular component: membrane.
AUGCCUCUCGCCCUGGCCAUCGCCGCCGCCUCCUUGACGCUGAGUGGUCCACGGAACGCUGAGCAGGACCGGCGCUCGCUGGCUCAAGCAGGCAGCCACAACUGCGCCGAGGCGGCGGUGGCGGCGGCGAUGCGACGGCCUACGGCUACAGUGCGGCACGCUCCGGCUGUCCUCACCGCUGCCGUCACGUCUCCACCGCCGGCGCGUCGCGCGAUGCCGCUGGCGAUGCUGCUUCUCGCGCCGCUGGCGAUGGGAACGUACGGCGUCGCUGUCAAAUGCCUCUUCGCGCUUCCGACGCCGCCUCCAGAGCUCCUCUUCACGCUGAUCAAUUACCUCGUCUCCUCGACUGCGGUCGCCGCCGCCGCCACGGUCGUCCACCGGCGCGACCUUUCGCCCAGCGCGCCUCGACCUCCUAGGCCGGGCUCGCGAGGCGCCCUCCUCGCGGGCGGCUGUGAGCUUGGCGGCUACCUCUUCCUCGGCUCGUGCUUCCAGCUCUUCGGCCUGCGCACCGUGCCUGCCUCCCGCGCCGCCUUCCUCAUCCAGCUCACCACCGUCUUCACACCACUCGUCGACGGCCUGCUCCAGCGUCGCGCUCCGAGCCGAGCCGAGUCUCUCGGCUGCCUGCUCGCCCUGUGCGGCGUCGCGAUGCUCCUCGCCCGCGUCAAGGAGGCUGCGCGCGGGCUGCUCUCGCUCGCGGCUCUCGCGGCGGCGGCGGCCUGCUCGCCGGCGCAGGCGCAAGGGCUCCGCGCCUUCGCGCAGGCGGCCGCAGCCCGGCCUCGCGCCGUCGCAGGCCCCGUGCUCGCCCUCGCGAUGUGGACUGGCCUCGUCACCACCGCGCUGCCGACGGUGGCGCAGACGCUCGCCCAGCGAGACGUCGCCGCGAGCACCGCGGCGGUCGCCUACGCCGCGCAGCCGCUAGUCUCCGCGGACGCUCCUCCGUCGUCGUUCGUGCCCACCCGCGCGGCUCGCGCUUUGCCAGUUCUCUCGGGGCACGGCCACUCGCGGGGAUGGGCGCGCGAAGAGUGA